This is a messenger RNA of Musca vetustissima, 2263 nucleotides long. Its product is annotated as mucin-19-like. The record is from RefSeq and is a predicted model, not a curated record. The annotation marks the transcript as partial. The transcript is spliced from 9 exons. NCBI's taxonomy places the organism in Eukaryota, Metazoa, Arthropoda, Insecta, Diptera, Muscidae.
GAAAUACCUAUGGCAAUAUUUUACACACAUACUUGAACAUAAUUUAAAUCUUCAACAAAUACUUAUAUACAAUUUGUAUAUAAUACAUGUAUGUGUAUACAUACAUUAUACAUCUCGUAUUUACAUACAUUUCUCAUUUAAUUUUCUCUGUUUCACAGAUACACCAAUUUGCAAACAUUUAGAUCGUGUCAUCUUAAUUGGAGCCUCAAAGGAUGAAACUGUCGAAGUUGCGUGUGAAAUUCAAGCGGAUCCACCACCAAGAUCUUUCCGUUGGAAAUUCAACAAUUCAGGUGAAACAUUGGAUGUGGGCAGUGAACGUUUCAGUGUUAAUGGUAGCCGUAGUAUUUUGAAAUAUACCCCUGUAACAGAUCAGGACUAUGGCACCUUGUCAUGCUGGGCCUCCAACGAAGUGGGAACACAAAAUCAACCAUGUCUUUUCCAGGUUGUAUUGGCAGCUCUACCAAAUGCCGUUGCAAAUUGUACCAUCUUCAAUCGAACUGAGUUAAGUGUUGACAUUCAAUGUAUACCUGGCUAUGAUGGUGGUCUUCCACAAAUAUUUGUUUUGGAAAUGUUCUCAACACGCACCGGAAUCACAAGAUUUAAUAUCACCAACCCCGAGGAACCACAAUUUUCUUUGGAAAAUUUGGAUACUUUAACAUCGAUAAUGACCCAAGAGAACAAUUCAUUGAAAAUGCGUAUUUAUGCCUACAAUCAAAAGGGACGCAGUCCGUCGUAUUUGAUACAGGAUAUGGUGAUUGGAGCUACAGGCUUUAAAAACGACGAUGAUGUAUCCCUGACACUGUCACCCGUUAUCGUUGGGAGUGUCCUUACAAUUGUUAUUAUUAGUUUGGCAAUCGCUUUGAAAAUAUUCAUGAUGACGUUUUUACACAAUUUACGUCGCAAUCGUCAGCAUGGCACAAAGGCAACGGCCACAGCUGUAGUCGCUCAAACCGGUGAUGUUUAUAAGGGCAGUGGCAUGGAUAAACCCCGUUGGCAACAUACUGACAUUAAAUCCAAAUCCUCUGAGGAUUUGGUUGAGGAUGAACGUGAUCCUGAUGUUAUACCAUCGCAAUACGUUGGCAGUGUAGGCAGCGGCAGUUCAACAAGCUCAGCCAAUGCCAGUAUUGGGGGUGUUAGCGGCGAUGGUGGCGUCGGAGGCGGCGGCGGUGUAAACGUUGCUACAAAUGGCAGUGUUAGCCAUCAUUUUACAUCCACAUCAUCCAAAUGGUCACCGAGCUCCAAUCAACACACCACCAAGAGCUAUGAAACAAACAUGAUGCAACAGAAUCCAGCUUCAGCGGGUACAGCUACAACAACAGCGGCCUGCUCAAAUGCUGGUGGUGGCACUUUGGGCCGUGGUGGUGUCGGUGCCAGCAAUGACUCAACUAUACCCAUAACAUUCAAUCAAAUCAACGCACGAACCCAUCUUAUGGCUUCCGCCUCAAUGCUAUCGCCCACAGGCUCAACGACUGCUGGUACACUUAGUCGUGGCGGUUUGGCGGGUGUAUUGGCAACAUCUACAACAGGAAGCGGCAGCGGUGGUGCUGGUGAUGCUACUACUGUUGCGGCCUAUAUGGCUUCGGAUGUGGCCAAUAUCAUAGGCUCACCCACAUCGCUGGCCUCGUCGAUGGGCUCACCGCAUAUGCAACAGAAAUUGCAUUCCAGUGGGGUGGGUACUCUGCCACCUGGCCUGGGGAGUGGUGGUGGCUACAUACUGAAUAGCCUCAUUAACAGCAGCAGUGGCACAGCCAUGUCCAGCCUGCAUCAUACCACUGGCUCCUCCGCGGCAUCUUCAACAAAUGCAGGUGCCGGCAGUAUAGGACGUGUUAACCUUCAUCAUGCAACAACGACGCUGCAUCAUCACAAUACGCUGGGCGGCCGUGGUAAUCAUGGACAUUACAUGACACCCACGCCGCCUUCAAUGAUGUUAACAUCACAAACAACAUCGGCCCUAAGUGGCAGUGGCAGUACACCAGGCUCGACAUCUGGUGUUGGCCUACUUUUAGGCGGUUCGAGUGGAGUUGGUGGCAGCACCUUGGGCGGUGGCAUUGGUGUCGCCAGCAGUAGUCUGCAUUCUUCGUCACUGGCCUCGGCAGCACCCUCAACAACGACAACAUCAUGUAACUCAUCCACUGACCUGGAUGAUAAUAUUAACAUCAUGGCCAUUAAGGAUUGUUUAAUGACACAGCGUGUACCCGAAAGUUGUGUCUGAGUUGUUCCUGCAGCGCACCGGGCAGGGCUUCAUAAUAUCUUUGCUUUAAUU